Molecule: messenger RNA, 798 nt
Organism: Hypoxylon fragiforme
Lineage: Eukaryota; Fungi; Ascomycota; Sordariomycetes; Xylariales; Hypoxylaceae
Product: Bet v1-like protein
Exons: 3
Coding region: 303-740 (145 amino acids)
Source: RefSeq, a predicted model, not a curated record
UCUGCCUAGCACUGCCUGCCCCUCAUGCGGUGACGUUAUGACUUCGUUUGCUGCAGGCACAAAGGAGCUCAGCUUGCUUCAUAGUGCCUACGUAAUAGUACAUACAUAGUAGGAAGCUGGCUUCCACUACAUAUCCUAGGUAGUAAGGGUAGUGGUAGUAUACCUCGCAGCUAUCUCCAUAACCUACCAAAGCAUUUCAACAUUGAAUUUUCCAAACUUCGAUCUCACCCAGAUUUUAAAAAAUUAAAGCACACAAACCAACAAACCCACACAGGCUCAGAAAUCCAAAUCAUCAGCAUACAAUGUCGAUCCCAACUUCUACCUCCGUCGUCGAGUCCGCUGUCAUCAAGGCACCACUUAGCAGCGUCUGGCAUCUUAUCAAGAUCCAGGACUUUAGCAACUUUUGGUCCGCCCUCAAGUCCAGCCAGUACGUUAAGGGUACCAACAAUGAGGCCGACGUCGUCCAGUGGACCUUUAAAGAUGGAACCCAACUCGAAGUGAAGCAGGAGGAACACAGCACAAUCAAUCACUAUAUCACGUACAGCGUCAUCACUGCCAAGCCCGAGCUUUCGUAUUCUUCGGUCCUCUCCACCAUCCGUUGCUAUGCGAUCACAUCAGGUGAACUCGAGGGAAGCACCUUUGUCGAAUGGACUGGUAACUUUUCCAGCGACGCCGACGCAGGUAUGUGUGAUUGCCCAUCUAGUUACGCCCCACCAGUGAUCGCUGUGUCAAUAUGCUAGACACCUUUGGCAUGAAUGUGCUAAUGAGAUGACGACAGGUGUUAUCCAGGAUGCCAAG